UUUUCUUUCGACGCAUGCGCUUUAGUCCAUUGUUUAUAAAAUGUCGCCUAUUUUCUACGAGGAAAUGCUGUAAACAUGAAGGACUUUUUAUAAUUAAUAAACACAAAUUGGACUUGUGAUUAAUUAAUUAGAAACAAAUUCUGUAAUAUCAUAUAGCAAGCAUCAACCUUGAAUGUGUUUCUUACAUGGAUUAUUGUUCUCAACCAUUUAAUUAGAGAUCCCAGUUCCUCUAUUUCAUGUUUUUAGUAUUUUUAGUAGAAUUUAAGAAUAAUUUUUACACCAAACAAGUCAAAGAUUAAACAAGAAUAACUCAAUAAGAUUCAAAGAACCAUGAUUUUAUUACUAUUUUCAUGUUACUCAAAAUCAAAUAAAGAUCUGCAGAGUUUGUCAGUUUUAGUAUAAAUCUAGAUCUCUAGAUUUACAUAUAGUAAAUCUAGAUCUAGAAUCUAGUCUUGGUAACAAGGUUCACAAUUUUGCUGUAAGAAUGGAGGAGGAACCGCUGGAUCAAAAUACUUGUACAUCUCCUUAUUUAGAUGAGGCUGUUAAAACGGUGGAGAAUGAUAAAGUCGCUAGUAUUCUGAAUCAAGUUUCCCAGUUAUCAGAGCUAGACAAGUAUAUGCUGUACUUACAGUUGCCUACUGAGGAGACCACAGAAGAUGGCAUCGAUGAUAGCAAUAGAGUACACAUCUCUAGGCCCCUAACAGUGAUGGCCAAGAGAACAGAAACUGCAGUGAAGUGGAUCAGACAAAACUAUGCAGAGACUUCUGACCAGUCUGUGUUUUUACCAAAUAAAGAAGUAUAUGAACAUUACAGGGAGCAGUGUGAAUCAGACAGCAACAAGGCUCUCUCUAUACCUGAUUUUGGGAAGGUUAUGAAGUUUGUCUUUCCCAAGAUUGCUCAUAGGCGACUUGGUCCGAGAGGAAACUCAAAAUAUGGUUACAAGGGAUUACAAAAAAGAGUGGGUGAUAUAUCUUCAACGUGCACUACUUGCCAUAGAGAUCUGACUGAGAAGCCAAGCCCAGAUGUCCAUUUGUAUUCCUUAUCCUGCCAGAUAGUCUGUGAGUGGGCUUCCAAGCUGUUGGAUCGUCAGUUGACUGAUAUUAAGUCAUUGUCUGAACACUUAGUAUCUGUUGGCUACUCCUAUGGGAAGGCAGCUGCCAAGUUUAGCCUCUUAUCUGGAAGCCCAGGUCAUCCUAAACAGUUAGAGAAAGAUAGAAAAUCACCCCGAUUUCAAGAUGGACAGGUCCUGCUUCAGCGAAAACUUUUACAGAAAGAAACUAUACGCCAGCACAAGCAGAAACUCAUGGAGCAUCAGCGUAAUCAAAGACAAAGUUCCAAAAUGUCUCCUCUAACCUUAUUUCAACCAGGGGUUUAUGGGAGAAAGCAACGCAAACUUCAGCCACGGCCCUCCUCUGUCCAGUCUUACACACCCUCCUGGAGCUCAAGUAAUGCUUCCUAUGGUAACAUCAACUCUGGGCACACACUUCCCUUGACAGAAGCUCAAAAUAAUGUUGCUCAAGGCAGCAGCAGGCUUAUGGACAUAUUGGCCCCCAAUUUCAAAAAUUCACAAACCCCUACAAAGCGCUGUCAGAGUGCAAGCGUUGUGGAGAAAUACUCAGACUCUCUUUCUAAUAAUGUGCUUGAGCUGUUUCAAGAGAAGGCUGACAUGACUCAUGCCAAGCUUCUGUCCAACGCAGGGACAGCGUUUUUGUCCCCAAGCACUACAUCAGACAGCACAGAUACCGUCAUGUCGUCACCAGCAAUCACAAGAGCCAAUAGCCAUUUGGGAAAUAAUGGGCUGGACUCUCUACUAGCCCAGCACUAUAAACGAAAUGGGGAAAAUAUAAGCCCUGAUGGAGAUACUAAGAGACGCUGUAUGACCUCUCUGGGGGUCCGGGAGCAGGAAAAUCUGAAUCCCAUCCAUCCAAGUGACAUAAGUGAGUUCACUAAGCUAAGACCUUAUUCCUGUCCAGUAAUUUGUAGUGACCAGGCUCAAACUAAAUCUGACAGCAUGGAAGAAUUAAAGGUGUGUACAAAACCUGACAAGGAAGGCAAGUCGGCACAGUUCAAAUGUGAUCAGAAAGAUUCAAAAGAAAAUAAGCAGGAGAAAAAGGAAGAAGGGAAAAUUCACUUUGUGCAAAAACCUACUGUGAUCAAUGGCAGGGUAAACAAUCUCCACAAUGUUGUGUCCUGCCCAGACUUUCAACAGUUCACCAAGAAUGCUGACAAAAUGUCAGAUCAGGGCAUGAGAUACAACAGACCCAGUAGCAACAUUCUAAACUCUCUCUUGUCUUCGGAUUUCGACCUAACUUGGAGAACUUCUCAGGUCUUUAAAGCUGACCAAGUGAUAGCCAGCACAGCCCAAAGCUUGGCUUCUUCCUCAUUAGAUUUGAGUUCCUUGCCAAGCAACCAGCUCCGAGUGAUAACUGAUCCUUCCAUGUGUACAGAAAGUGCUGUGACCCUCUCUAAUCAAUCCAGUCGAAGUGCAUUUGUGCCAGUUACAAGCCACAAACAAAUCAGCAGUGCAAUGACAACAGAGACCAAAAUGCAGCAGCAUAACCCAUCAUUCAGUGUGUGCAAAACUUCUGAAUCACUCAAUUAUGCUUCAUCUUCAACUAACCUCCCAGCAGACAUUACUUGCAUGUCUAGCCCAGAUUCAUUGAGCAGAAAGCCAAGCGUUGAAAAGGUCAAUUUAGAAAAUCACCCAUUCUUUUUAUCAGGUGCAUGUGUUUCACAAGUAACAUCCGACACAAAGACAACCCUUACAACAACAGUUAGUCCUGAAAGUGUCACAAAUGGUUGGGAUCACUUGACCCAAUCUAACCAAACUGAUAGCACUCUUUGCUUGCAAAAACAGUCAAUUUUAGUCAGUAGUCUGGUAACGCCUCUUGCUUCUUUUAAACCUGCUAAAGAGGCACAGUCUCAACAAGUGAUGGCAACUGCUGCUUCCACGCUUGCCCCAUGUACAACACCAGUCACUCGUAUUAGUACCUCCACAGUGUCGUCUCCCAUAAUUAGCACUAGUUCUCCAGUGAGCACUACUCAGACAGCCUUUGUCAUGACCCCACCUCCUGGCAGGGUCUGCUUUUCAUCUGCCUCAUUCCAGAUGGAUUCCAGCAGCAUCUCAAGUUACACUUCUCCAGUCACCUCUUGUACUGCAUCUGUAACCACGCCGCUGGUCAGCAAUCAGAAUAGUUCUUCCACAACUCCAUCCAGGCGAGUGACUAAGAAUAGGUUCACCCCAAUUCGUCCUAAACUGGGGGGCUCUGGAUCGCCCCAAUUCUCCACUACUCCACCCCCUACCAAAAAAGACAUGAGACCAGUAUCUGCAAUAUUGAAAGAACAGCAAGGUUAUAAAGUGGCUAAGGGCCUAUUUGUUAACCUUGGGAGUGCAUGUCAAGGUGAGGUGAAGUUUCAAAUGCCUGCAGAUUUGCUCUGUUUGGCUCCUGGCAAGUCAAAGACCAGUGAUCUUGUACUAACCAUCAAUGCACCUCAUAAUGCAUCUUUGACAAAAGAAACCUUGAAUUCCAGCCCUGUAUUGUGGCCACUGGCCAGUCCAGUUCAACAUAGUAAAAGUAAUGACUCUCUGUUCAGUCCAGUGUUUAGUCAGUCUGACAGUACUUACUCCACUGGGCAUGUCAGUAUUGAAGCUACAGGUCUAAUGGCUGAGCCUAAGGCCAACACUUCAGUCUUGUCCCUCACCACCUUGUGUUCACCCAGUAUAUUUCACACUAGCAUUACAACCUCCACUAGCACCUCAUUGACUGCCAAUAAACAAUUCAUCCUUCUCUCUCCCACCAAAUCUGUGAAUCAUCAUGAUCAGACCAGAACAAAUGAACAGCUCCACCACAAUAUGGCCACUAAUGGUCACACUGCUGACCACACUAUUGAUCUCACUAUGCUCCUUGGUCUUGACAAUACUCCAGAAGCAAAACCUGAUGUGAACUCUCGCUUAAACUCAGAUGGUGAUCAUUUUCUUGCUGUUUCAAAUCUCAAUGAUGCCCAAGAAAAUGUUUCCUCUUCCUCCUUUAGAGAACACAAAGAGAGGAAACCAUUGACACCUUUUGGAGAUAGCGCUGAUAAAGAACAAAAUCUUAAAACAAUGUCACUAUCUUCAACUCUUCUUUCUGAGCUGAGUCACUUAGUCAGUGCUGGACAGCAGCCCACCAUUCAACACAAUUCAUCACCAUCUGCAUUUUACAAAUGUACCAACCAGCAAGUGAGAGGAGUAGAUGCAGUAUUUACAAAAGAAUUCAUUCACAAUGACAAAAGUAAACCAUUCAAGAUAACAGAAAAUUCCAUUCAUCCAAAUGCAACGUCGCAGACAGCUAGGAAGAGAAAGUUUGGAACUGACGAACAUGGGUGCAAUAAAAAAGUGAAUCGCUCUGUAGAGAAAGAUUUGGAAGAUGAUGUUUUUAUCAUCAAUAUUGGAGAUGGCAUGCAGUGUGAUAAAGAGCAUUCAUCAGAUAGCAGGACCUUGAGCAGUUUUGAUGACAGGUCAGCUGAUAUUCCUGGUGAUGUAGGUGCACCUAACCAGCAAUUAGUAGCUGACACUGAUAUGUUGUUGGGUAUGAUACCAAACACCAAAUAUCUGACUGUAAAAGAGACUGUGAAAGCCCUGAAUGACCUUAGGGCAAAGAUAAACUGUGUUACUCCAAAUAUUGUCAAAAUGAGCUGCCCUGCACAGGUUAAAUCGGAUUUGGUGACCAGCAUCCCUGUAACUGAAACCUUAGUGGCAACAUCUGAGAAGACUUCAUCAAGCAUAGCAGGUCAGCCUCAGGCUAGAGAUGGCAGGAAUGUUAGCCUGAAUGUAGAGAGUGUAGAGAGUGAUGCUCUGCUAGAUAUUGACCCGGCAUGGAAUCAUAACUUUGUUGGAGAAGUUGGCCAUGAGCAGAAAAUGUCAGUAGGUGUGGCAGCCAAGUCUAGAAACAAUAAGCAAAGUGUGUAUCGGCAGGUACCAGACCUUGUUAAUAAGCUUCCUGUGUCUACGAACUCCAAUCUGAUUGCAGUGAAUCCCCCAAGCAAGAAACUUAUAAACAGCUGCUUGACCAAAACAGACAACCACAAAAUAGACAAAUGCAACCUCUCCUCUUCAUUAGCUUCAAAAAUAGUCAGAGAGAAAGCUUCAGUAAAUUUGGACAUGGACUCCAGGCAAGCUAUACAGGACAUUGAUGCAUUGGUACAAACCAAACACAACCAGCAGGGCCAACUUCAAAAUAGAGGAUCACAUACAUUUCUUGACCAACUAUCAGAUCCUAAUCAUGUCAAACAGGAGACCAGUUUACAAGCAUCCAAUCACCCUACAUUGGCCCAGUAUCUGACUGUACCAGCAGGAGAUAAGGUGUUGACACCUAUGAGAAGCAUUUCAUUAACAAAUGUCUCUUCUAAGGAAACAGAGAUAUCUUCUGAUCAUGAGUUGCCUGGUGAUAUCCUGGACUUUAUUACAGAAUCAAUGUGCCACAGAAAACAGAAUUCUGAUGUUUCCUUUUAUCAUGACAUUUUUGGAAAAGACAAGGUAGAACCAAACUCCACACUCCUAAGAAGUUUAUCUGCUCCCAAUACUUUAGCUUUGGCUCAUCAGAAAACUCACAUUGCUAGAGUAAAUGAUAUCAAAGUCUCCCUUGCAGAUAGUGAGAAUAUGUUUGACUUGGACUGUGACACAAACAGUGUUGCCCCCCAAAGGCAAUCUCAGAAUCAUUCUAAUGGUAUUUUCUUGAGCCCUGUAGGGCCUGCCAAAAUGAACAGAAGGUUGUCCAUAGAACGUCCUGUAUCCAAUGACACAAGCUCUACAAAAACUCAAGGAGAGCGACCACCUUCUAGAUUACAAGGUAAUGUUGAGACUGUCAGCAAUACACAGAUUGACAGGCUGGUUUCAAAGAUUCUAACAGAUACAAGUGAGAUGCCUAAUUGGAACAGGAGUUCUCAAGGGUCAGCUAAAGAAGAUUGUGUUGAGCUGCCACAAGGACAGCAAGUAUCUCAAGAGAAAAGUAAACUACCAGAAAGAAGUUUGAACAAACUAUUGGAACAAAACCAGACUUUCUCGAGUGAUGCUGAAGCAAGGAGAUCGGAUGGACCCUUAAAUGUGUUUGAACAAACCCUGGCUUACUCAAGUGUAGGUGAAGCAAGGAGAUCCGAUGGGUCCAUAAAUGUUAUUCCUACAUCUGAUGGAGGCCACAGCUUUGUUAGCAAGACAUCCACCUCUGACAUUGGGAGAGUCAGUCCAAAUGCAGUUAGGAUGACCACUGCCAAUGUUUACGGGAAUUCUAAUCGUAGAGUUAAUUCAUCUCCAGCUACGAUUUUCAUGCCUUUGAGAGGUGACAGCUCAAGGGGUGUUAACUUCAGUAAUGUAGUUGGAGCCACUACAUCAUGUUAUCCCACUACUAACUCUUCAGAGAUGACAUACACCAAACUGUUACAUUUCCUUGAUCCUACUAAAUUGUAUGAACAGGUUAAGUUGGUGUCAGCAAUGCAAUCAAACAAAAACUUGUCACAAUCUGGACCUGGCUGCAACAGCGCUCCUAAAGUUACUAAAAAUAUCUCUUCAACAUCCCAAGAAUUACCAACACAACUACAAUGCAUUCCGACCCCUCCGUCCAGUCCCUCUAAUUGCCAUAGCAGUGAGUCUCACCAGUCAGCAUCACAUGUUGGCUCAGAUAAAAACAAUCAUUGUGGGCAAUUAAGUCAUCUGAUGAGGACAACAGCUCAAGAUAGCCAGAGCUCAAAUGCAGGGCCUAAUAAUUUGGGCAAAACUGCCCCAAUUCCAAAAGUUCCUAGCCCUAAAGCAGCUCCACCUUCAUCCCCUCUUCCACAUGGGAAUUCUCGCUCACAAAUGUAUAACCCGCAUCCUUCACCUCCUUUCACCCCAAGUUCACAGCUGUGUUUGGCAUCACCCAGAUGCCCAACCCCUGGACCAAACACUUCUGGUUGCACCACUCCAAUUAGUGACUCCAGCUCAGUUCCCAACAGAUUUGUGCCAAUCCAGACUUCUGGUAUACUAGGGAGCUCUGCAGUUGGUUACAUUCAACCCAUUCGCCCUGUGGUAACCAAUGUGGCCAAUCUCCAAACAAAGUCUCAGUUGACCACUAAGAGCAAGCCACUAGAACUGCCCAAUUUCUUAAACACAGAAGCUGAGGUAAUGAUAAAUGCACCCCCAAAGAAAGAGCAUCAGAGCAAUGAAAGACUUGUGCCACCAGCAUUAGUUUUGUCAUUGACUGGUGGGAUUGGCUCUGUUUCUGGGCGGGGGAUGAAAGAUGGCUGGGGUGGUCAUGACAUGACAACCUCUGUGACAACUUUGCCCAGUGGCAAGCUUGUCAUCAAAUCAGAACAGCCUGACACAGUGACAAGCAUUCAUUUGUCAAGUGAUAUGCUGCCCACCUAUGAAGAAGCUAUGUCACUACUGGUAGGCACACAGCAAGCCACCUACAACAAUUCUCCAGAUGUCAAAAAAUUUGAGGAAGACACAGGUCAGGACAGGCAUGUUAACAAUGAUCAGUUACCAAAAAAAUCUCAGUCUGUUAACUUUCUUCAACACGAGGCCACGAAAGCAUCUUUUCAUUCCUCUGGACAGAAAUCUGACUCUAGUGAUAAGACCAAGCAUUUGGAAACAUUAAUGCAUUUAGUUUCUAAAAGUGACAAGCAGUCCUUUCCUCAGCAGUCACUUCCUAUGUUGUCUCAGAGUGUUGUGACCCUACAUAAGCCACUCACAGACAGUUCUCUAAGGCAAUUGUUAAGUGCAAAGCCUUCUAGUCUUUCCAGCAUGCUGCAAGCCCCUGCAUUCUCCCUGGAUUAUAACAAGUUUAUUUCAAAGGUGACUCAGGCCAAAAUGCAGACAACUACAGAUAAAAAUUUACGUAAAGAAAUGGACUGGAAGUGUUCAAAGAAGUCCAGUGAACUAUGGGCUUCAAAGUGGGCUCCACCAAUAUCAGAUAGCUUCCAAUUAAAAGAUCUGCCAACUGAUGGCUUUCACUUGAAAGAUUUGCCCACUGCAGGCUAUUCAGGGACCACACCUAACAAAACUGCACCCGGGGGUUCUAGCUACAGCACUUCAUCCCAUUUUUUUGACCAGCAAUCUAAUCAGGAUGUCCACACGACGGUCAUGAACUUUGGAAGAGAGAUGGUUCAUUUGGGGCAAGAUGAAAUGGAACCCUUGAGGCAAGAUGAUCUGGAUGUAACACUGGAUGUGCUCAAAAAUAUUGAUAGGCAGUAUUUCCAAGCUGAUGAUGAAAUGGUGUGAAUGUCAAGUCUAACAGAUCUAUAAACCUUCAAGAUGUGAGAAAUAGGUCAACUGUCAAACAGAUUUAAGUAUGCCAUAGUUGGAAAGUCUUUAGAAAGAUUCAAUUUGAUGUCUACUUUGUGGAAAAAAAAACAACUGAUCCAAUGUGAUAACAUUAGCAAAUGUAUGUACUUAAUGCAAUAAGAGUUUGUGUAUUAACAGUUUCUAUUGACACAUUGUAUGUGACUACCAAAACAAAAUUUAACUGCUAUACUAAUUUUUUUUUAUUAGUAAUUUAGUGUCAUUUUGGUCAUAAGGCUAGUGCUGUGUCUGAGACUCAGAUUGUAUGUAAUAUUUUAUACCAAUUUAUCAUGAGGUAAAAGAAAUUUGAAUUAAAUAUUGGUGAAAUUAUUAUUUUUUUUUUCCUAUUGCAAGUGUAAAUAAAAAAAACAUUUUUUUCUUGUAAAUAUGUACAGUAUGAGGAAGUACAGCAUUACACCCCUUUGUUCUAUGAAAUGUUUCAUAUAUUUAUAGUUGAAAACUCUGAAGCUUCUAUGUACAAAAUUGUGAAUGUUUCAAGGCUUCAAAAAGUAGAAAUAAAAUGUGACUAAUUUUCA
Messenger RNA from Biomphalaria glabrata, 8829 nucleotides. Its product is annotated as mucin-17-like. Gene Ontology annotation, biological process: regulation of transcription by RNA polymerase II. The coding region runs from base 485 to 8233 and encodes 2582 amino acids. Gene Ontology annotation, molecular function: DNA-binding transcription factor activity, RNA polymerase II-specific; RNA polymerase II cis-regulatory region sequence-specific DNA binding. NCBI's taxonomy places the organism in Eukaryota, Metazoa, Mollusca, Gastropoda, Planorbidae. The transcript has 9 exons. The record is from RefSeq and is a predicted model, not a curated record.